AGGCAUUUGGCUUGAAUGUGACUUUAGAGAGAAUCCAAUUGGCAUAGUUUAUAAAUCUGCAGCUUCGGAUAGGAGCUCGAGUGUGCCUGACUGUGCAAGCUGUAACUUGAAAAUGAACACAAUAUGGUCUCGCAUGAAUGCUAUGUUUGCAUUCUUUCUCAGUGUGUUGUCUGCUGUCACAUUCAUCUGCUUCCUUUCAACCUUUUUCAAUCCCUACACAUCAUCACUUGAUAUAAAGACCUUGGAUGUCUUUGUAAGGAAUGUGGCUGAUUUCAGUGCUGGGAGAGACAAGAAUGAUCUGGGAUUCCUUCGUUUCAAUCUUAAAGCAGAUAUCCUUUUCAUUGACUUUUUGACUGAUCUGGUGUUGCAAAAGCCAACUCUGAAGCUUUUAGACUUUCAGUCUAGUUGUUGUUUGGAAAGAAGCAGUAUGAACAUUGAACCAGGACAACUAUUCAUCUACCUGACUGCUGAAUACAAGACCAGUACCAGCAAUUUUGAUCAGGUUGUUCUCUGGGACAAAAUCAUACUUCGAGGGGACAAUGCAUCAUUUGAUCUCAAGCAGAUGAAUACCAAGUACUAUUUCUUUGAUGACGGCAAUGGACUAAAGGGAAAUGAUAAUGUGACUCUGACUUUGAGAUGGAAUGUGAUACCAAAUGCAGGAUACCUGCCAUUGACCACUGGAUCUGGAAGUCAUAGUUUUGCUUUUCCCAAAUCGUAUCAUCAGACACAGGCCCCAAAGUGAGGACUUCAUCAGAUCAGUGAAGAUGAUCAUGUAAAGUUCUGAGUUCGGAAAAAUACCACCUGGUUGUGCAUUUCCUGGAAUAAAGAGAGAAUUGACCUGAUCUAAUUGUGAGCAUCAGUUGCUAUAUCUUUGCUUGGUUGACAGGUUUUUUGGCAGAAUGUAAGGCUUUUCCCUCUGUCCCAUGGAAAUAUACUGUUUGUCAUUCA
Molecule: messenger RNA, 948 nt
Organism: Darwinula stevensoni
Lineage: Eukaryota; Metazoa; Arthropoda; Ostracoda; Podocopida; Darwinulidae
Source: the annotation of a GenBank genome assembly